Molecule: messenger RNA, 3723 nt
Organism: Scatophagus argus
Lineage: Eukaryota; Metazoa; Chordata; Actinopteri; Scatophagidae
Gene: tbc1d10c
Product: TBC1 domain family, member 10C
Exons: 8
Coding region: 201-3539 (1112 amino acids)
Source: RefSeq, a predicted model, not a curated record
CCAACCCAGAAGAACCUCGUUGAAGAGGACAGCUCUGGAUCUGAUGCAGGGUCAGAGGUUGCCCUGGAACCUGAGACAGACCGCUUUGGCUUCAUUGUGACCAAUGGAUCCACAGCUGGAUCAAAGUGCAGUGUCAGAAAGGCAUCCCAGCCUCCCUCAGAGCUAAGUGCUGGCCUCUGCUGUGUGGGGCUACUGACAGGAUGAAAAGAAACGAAAAUCUCUACAAGUCUCUGGACUCGCAGUCCGCUCUGCAGAGCUGGGUGGACGUGAUUGAGAGAGACCUGGACCGGCAGUUCCCUUUCCAUGAAAUGUUUCUUUCCAAGGAUGGACAUGGACAGCGUGGUUUGUUCCGGGUGUUAAAAGCUUACACUCAGUACCAACCAGAUGAGGGUUACUGCCAGGCACAGGGGCCUGUGGCUGCCGUGCUGCUGAUGAACAUGCCUGCUGAGGAGGCAUUCUGGUGCCUGGUGCAGAUAAGUGAGCAGUACCUGCCUGGAUACUACAGCCCUCUGCUGGAGGGAGUCCUGUUCGACGCGGCCAUGCUGACCUGGGUCUUGAAAAGGACGUGUCCGGCUGCACACAAACACCUGCAGCAUCACGGAGUGGAGCCCCUCAUGUUCGCCACUGACUGGCUGAUGUGUCUCUUCACGCGUCACCUGCCCUUCAACACACUGCUGCGAGUCUGGGACCUAUUUUUCUGUUACGGGGUGCGGGUGCUGCUUCAGGUGGCGGUGGUGCUGGUGCGCCGAGUGCUGGGCCGGGCUGAGCAGAGGAAGCAGUGUCAGGGUCAGGUGGAGACUCUGGAGAGACUGAGGGGUGUCAGGGAAGAGAUUCAAGAGGAAGACGACUCCUUCAUAGCGGAGGUGUGCUCGGUGCCGCUGUCAGCCCGAGAUCUGGAGAAGCAGACGGAGAAAGAGUUACAAAAGUGGAGGAAAGAUAGGCCAUCGUCCACCUUUGACCCCAGAGAUCGCUGCCGGGGAUACCGGACGGUGUGGGAGAGGGCUCGGCAGAACGAGGAGGAACAGGACAGGAAAGAGAGAGAGAAAGGCAACCUGUCCAUCCCUCUUGCUCGCUCGGCUUCUACACUCUCGCUGUCUCCUUCCAUCCUUCACAAGAGAUGGAAAAAAGGGGGGAAAGUUAACGCAGGUGAAAGCGAUGGCGGUGCUGGCAGCGGCAGCAGAAUUGUAAGGCAUCUCUCAAUUGGAGCACAGGAAGACUGGAGGAGCUGGACCGAGUUAAAUUUGAAGAAAGUGGCAGCCUUUCAGGAGGAGAAGGACAUAGUUUCAGAGGAACAUAACGAAGAGAGUGACCCGAAAAUAACAGCACAAACUGAGCAGAAGGAACCUACACAGAAGGAUAGCAUCCAGAGCAUACCGACAGAGCAAGAAGCGGUCACAGUAAAAGAACAGAUCGAACAAACGGAAGAAAGAAUCACUGAAAAUGAGGAAAGCCAACCCAAGGAGAUAGAGCAAAGUCACAUGGUUUCAGAACUGACAGAAGAAACAAAUGUGGAGGCAGAACCAACCGAAGGAGAAAAUAUUCUUCAGUCCACUGAACAUGCCACUCACCACAAACAGGAAGAGGAGUCGGACUCAGACAGCUUAUCACAAGUCCUGGAACAAGAGAGUCCCAAAAGCAGUGAACAGGAAAUUGAGAUCAAAGAGAUCACAGUGAAAGAAACAGCAGAAACUGAACAUGUGGAGGAAAAUCAGACUGAGGUACAGAAAGAUGCUGAUGCAGAUACAGACACAGAGGUGGAGAUGAAGGAAAACGUGCAACAGAUGCAGGCGGACACAGUCAUAGAAGCCUCAGAAACAACUGACACAAGUCCAAGCUCAGACACAAACAGCGAAGUCACAGCUCCAACAGACCCUAUAGUAAAGACAGAGACACAACAGGAACAGCAGGAGGUGAUCACAGAGACAGAAAAGGGCUCACAGGGAGAUGCAUAUGAAGGAAAACACCACAGCACUGAGUCAUUAGCAGAAACAGACACGGAAAAAGAGUCCCACACCCAAACAGUGACAGAUGCUGAUGUGCUGGCUCAGACUCAAGAAAGAGUAGAGGAAAAUGAAGCCACGUGGGACAAAUCAAAGGAUGAAAUAGUACAAACAGAAUCAGAACAACAUAUAGAUUCAAAGACAGAAGCAGAGACAUUAACGCUGUGUUCUCCUGAAUGCACCCAACCAGAGGAAGGCACCGACUGCACAGCUGAUACAGAGACGGAAGCAGAAAUACUCGUUUCAGACAACAUAGUAAGUGAGUCAAGUGAAGCUCAUUGUUCAGAGGAAGUGUGUGACGCAGGAGCAUCUGAACCAACACAGGAAAUGGAAGAGAGAUUUUGGACUGCACACUCACAGGUCGACAACGAUCAAACACAAGCAGAGUUAAUACUCACGGAAACUCAGAUGAAUGAGGAGACUACUCACUCCAUAUCACCACCUUCAGCACAGAGUGAAGAAGUGAAUCUCCUUGCCGAACCUGAUGGGAAGAUGAGUUCAGUAGAAAUGAACACCACUGAGGUACCUGAACCUGAACCUGAACCUGAACCUGAACCUGGACCUGGACCUGGACCUGAACCUGAACCUGGACCUGGACCUGAACCUGAAGCUGAACCUGGACCUGAAGCUGAACCUGAACCUGAAUCUGAACCUGAACCUGAGCAACCAAACAACCAGUCCAUUACGGGUGCUGAGGAGGAGGAGGAAGAAGGCACAGAAAAUGUUCAUGAAAACAUCACAGGAGAGGAUGAUGUCUUCAUUCCUACUGAACCAAAAGACUGUAAUAUUGACACUAAACCACAAGUCCAAGACAAAGAGCCCCACCUUGUGAAGGACCAGGCUGAGCUGAGUAACAGCAGCUUAGCCUCUGGGCAUCGCAGCAGCAGCCGGUCUUCUGGGGAUUUCUGCAUCCGCAGGUCAUCCACCUCCCGUGGCUCCAGGUUAGGACGUAGGCUCUCUGAAGAUCUCUUUACUAUGCCACAGAAAACUAGCCAAACACAAACAAUCCCUAACCAGCCAGAAGUUAAACACACCGAACCUCUGUCCAAUCCUGUAGCGGUAAACCCAUCCCAAACUCCUCCUGAUAUGACUAAGAGUACAGAGGUACAGCAAGAGCAGGAGCCAUCCGAGCCCCCAAAACGUUUUGGUCUCUUCCGCAGAAUGAGAGGAGAGCAGCCCAAAAAGACCAAGGCAAAGGGAACGCCCCAAAUGCAAAUCCCCAAAAUCCUGAUUCAGGACUUCAGUGAUAAAACAGAGACGAAGAAACCAGUUGAGGAGGGGGAGGGGGAGGAGAAACUGAGCUCCAGGGAAAGAAGGAGGCGACGGCGGGAGCGAGAGAGAAGGGAGAAAGAGGAGGAGAAGCUGAGAAAGAAGAGAGAGAAAGAGCAGGACAAGGAGCCAGAAAGGAGGAAACCGCAAACGAGGGGGAAAAGUUUCCAGGCACCAAAAGAGAAACGGAGCAGUGAUGAGCCUCCACCUGCAAAGACUGGAUCACAGACGUUAAGAUAUUCCGCUUCUUAUGCAGAACAUUACUUCUGACAAAACAAAUAUUUGUAUUUGGAUCUGGACGGAUGACGAGGUAUUAACUGAGUAUUUCUGAACUCAACCAGAUCCAUCCGGCUGGGGCACUGGUUUGAGCUUCACAUUGUUUGAUGUGUGGAGCUCCUAAAUCUUUGUCAUACUUGAAUCUUUUGAUGUGUAAAUAAAUCAUGAAUAUUAUUUA